Molecule: messenger RNA, 1635 nt
Organism: Seminavis robusta
Lineage: Eukaryota; Bacillariophyta; Bacillariophyceae; Naviculales; Naviculaceae
Source: the annotation of a GenBank genome assembly
ACUCAACCGUAUCUUUGAGUCCAGUCCCAUGCGUCCACUUUGGCUGGCUGGCACCUCGAUCUCAGUGCUAGUCGUCCAUCGUGAGAGAACAACAAGCAGCAGAAGAUGAGAUGAGGGGAUGGGGCUCAGUAACCCCAUGGCAAAGGUUUCUUCUUGUGUUCACUCCUCUUGCGGUAUGGCAUAUUCUGUUCUACCCAAUCGAUGAUAAAGUUGCUACCACUAUUAAUAUCCAAUUAUCCAACAACAGCAAGAAGAAUGAGGAUGUGGUUCCCAACGAACACACUGAGCCACUGGUAUUUCAGGAGGGACAAAUUCGAGGUGCUGCCAUGAUGUUGGUUUCCAAGCCUUGGACGAAUCGACGUGGGGAUCGACAGUGUUAUUUCAACAAGAGCAUGGACGAUUUGGCCCGAAACUGGUUUCCCACAAACCCCUACCCCAUUAUUCUGCAACACCCCAAGGGUUGGACUGCCACCGAAAUCAAGGAUAUUCGUCAGAGAUGGCCUCAAUUACAAAUCUACUUUUCCCAACCAUCCUUUCGCAAAUUGAAACCUCCCAAACUCAUGCAAGAUGACGAAAAACCACUCUCGUCGUUGGGAUACAAGAAAAUGUGCGCCUUUAAGACCUACGGUAUCAAGGAGGCUCCCUACAUUCGCACCCGUCAACUCGAUUAUUUGUUUUAUAUCGACGACGACGCCUGUGUCACAGAACCCAUACAAUACGAUGUCUUUGCAACUAUGCAACAACACAAGAUUGCCUACACUUACAAACAGAUAUUUACCGAUCCCGAAAAUGUCGUUCACGGCUUGCCCGACUUUGUGCAGGAGUACAAGCGCCAACACAACAACUUGCAGCCGGCCAAUCCAACCUUGGAAGCAUUCGUAUUGGACCACCAAAAGGAUGGAUCACAAUGGGCAUUCUCGACCAAUUUGGAAUGGCUAGAUGUACAAGAAUUCUUCUUUCGACGACCCGACAUUGUCGAAUUUUAUCGCGUUCUGCAAGAGUCGGGCAUGAUUUUUCAUCGACGAUGGGGAGAUGCACCUUUGCGCUUUGUCAUGGCCUAUCUCUUUUUUCACAAUUCCCAAGUCAUGAGACUAUGUUCCGAAUAUGUCCAUUCCGGAUGGCCUACCGCUGUGUCCACGUGCACGGAUCCACAACAACAAACACCCACAAUUCAAGAUGCUGUACUUCAGCAGUUGAAGGAUUGUGUCGCCACUUGUAAUUGAUUUGAUAAUUGACAUGGAUCUUGGUAGUCGGUGUGGAGAGCUCCAUUCCGAAUUACUAUUGGACGUGGCCAAUGGACGUCAACAAUAAUUGCCCGAGCCCGUCAAUAGAUGGAAUACACAUGCUAAUCGGUAGAGCAUUGUUCAAUACUGGUACAUUUGCUUAACUGGUCAAGCGAUUCCAAAAACUCGGACAGAAACACCGCACCGAGCGCCCAAACAAGGGCAACCGGGAGACAGUUCGUUGCUCCUGUGCAAAACAUACUUAUCGUUUGCGUUCUCUGCCGCUGGACCCCAAUUCAUCCCACAGAGGCCGUCAUCGUGAGAGGUAGCGCUCAAAUGUCAGGGGAAGCCAAAGCUUUUACUUUGCUGUUUUAUUAAUUUGAACUAUUGUACUAUCUUUUUCCUUGGUGCC